AAAACUUUAUGUGAUGGGAAGGAGGGCGAGACAGUAGACGUGAUUCAAGCGGUUUUCAGAUGUGUCCCGUUUUGUUUUAAAAGGGAAGGAAAACAUACAAUUAAGGGUACGUCUGACUUCGUUUGUUAAAGACAGGAUUUUAAGCAACAUAAACAAAGGCGGGGGUUGGGGUGGGGGAGAGAAGAGAAAUUCAGAGGGAUUUCAUCUUUCGUCUGGAUUGCACAACCUGUAAAUUUUUGAAGAAACGGUUAAGAGACUGAGCCAUUGCACUCGAGCUGUAUUCCAGGAAAUCGAGACUUUGCAGUAGGACCCGACCCCUGACCCGGGAGAAGGUAAUCAUUAAUUCCCAAAGGCGGCAAAGGGACUAACACCCUGUCCGUACAAGGCAAGGCAGGCAGUGCACCAAAAACUCGGCUCGGCUCCCAAGUAAACCCUCUUUGCUUUUUGCUCAACGUUCGGAAGAUUGGAACAGAAAAGGAUUUCGCACCGUUGGGAUAUCUGCAAUUGAAUGGUGACGAUGACCGAUGGAACUCCAUUGACCCACGAUCAACAGAUGAAGGGAGCCGCGAGUUGUGGAGUGACCUAUGAGCAAGUCGCCGUGCGACAUCGCCGCCUGGAAGUGAUCGAAACCCGAGCGAGAAACGGGGGAAGAGAAGUAACCGGUAACCCGAGCAGAGGGACGAGAGGGGAAUCGCACUCUGGGUUGAAUCAGAAACUAAUUGUAGACUCGACGACAUCGGCAAUCAAUCACCCUAAGGGUCGAUACCAAAGGAUAGUAAUGCACGAACUGGUCAGGCCCCUUCAGCGUCCAGCUCAAAUCCAUAAUCAGGGGGUCAGAAUCGCCAAAGGAAACCGAAGCACGGACUGCACAAUCAAUAACCAAAAGGAAAUAAACCAAGACCAUUGUUUGGGAAUCAUUGAUAAUCAGGUAAUCGGAAACAGACUCAAUGAACUGAUCAUGGGACCGAAAACCGGAGUUUUCCAAAAAACGACCAGGUCUGCUGCUGGUGCAAGAGGAAACUUUAAUUUGUUUGGAUGUUUGUGGCGAUUGUGGACGUUUGUGCUGUUUCACAUCCACGUGCUGCAGACCCUGGCUCAAGAUGAUAUCCCACCAUACUUUAAGACCGAACCAGGGCCACCACAGAUCCAUUUAGAAGGGAAUCGUCUGGUGCUGACUUGCCUUGCCGAGGGAAGUUGGCCACUCGAGUUUAAAUGGUUACGGAAUGACACAGACAUUACAGCGUUCUCUAGUGAAUACAAGUAUGUUAUUCCAUCCCUUCAACGUUCGGACACUGGGUUUUACCAGUGUGUGGUGCGGAACAGACGUGGAACACUUUUGCAGAGGAAGAUUGAAGUACAAGUAGCAUACAUGGGGAACUUUGAAGGAACAGACCAACGAUUAACAGUGGGGCAGGGUCAGGCUGCAGUACUAAAAUCUCCAGCGGUUAACAGCUACCCUCAACCGCAAAUGACAUGGUUUUGUGAUGGCCAAAAGAUCAUCCCCAGCAAUAGAAUAAUGCUAACGCUUGACAAUCAUCUGGUAGUGCUCUCAGCGGCCGCCGCAGAUGCGGGAAAGUACUAUGUGCAAGCAGUCAACGAAAAGAAUGGGGAAAACAAGACAAGUCCAUUUAUCUACCUGAGCAUAGCAAGUAACAAGAAGUGGCGUGGUCAAAGAGAUGCCGAUGACCCUGCAGAUCCAGUGGCACCUACAAUUGUUGUUCCUCCAAAAAACACCAGUGUCGUGGCUGGUACAAGUGAGGUCACUCUGGAAUGUGUGGCUAACGCAAGACCUGUGGACAAACUGAGCAUUACGUGGAAGAGAAGUGGUAUAAUACUUACCAGCGGAAUUGACGCAUUCGGAAGGAGACUAACUAUCUUAAAUCCAACCUCGGCUGAUAUUGGAAUGUACGAAUGCGAGGCUGUAUUGCAAAGCAGCAGCGUUCCUUCCGUCCACAAACGGGCCCACCUAUCAAUUAUAGAACCACCAUAUUUUACUGCACAGCCUGCCACAAGAAUCCUAGGUGAAGUAGACAAGACUGUUGACAUCCCAUGCCGUGCAAUGGGCAUACCGCUGCCCAGUCUGGAAUGGUACAAAGAUUCAGUCCCCAUAAAUGUGUUAAAGAAUAGUAGAUACAAGGAGAUGGUUAGCGGUAUCCUGCAGAUCAAAAGGCUGGUCCCUGAAGAUUCCGGAAUAUUCCAAUGCUUUGCCAGGAAUGAAGCAGGAGAGAUUCAGUCUCCUUCGUAUCUGACUGUUACCAACAUUGCACCAUCCUUCACAAGAGUUCCGUCAGAUAUUGCUGUAACAGAAGGAGCAGCUGCAAUUUUAUACUGUGAAGUUUCAGGAGCACCAAAACCAGGCAUCACAUGGAAGAUGGGCACUAAGAUUUUGGCGAGCGGUUCUGUACAGAUUCCCCGCUUUGCACUUCUGGAAUCUGGCGGGCUGCUGAUAAACCCAGUUGAUGUUGAGGAUGCGGGAACUUACACCUGCCUUGCAGUGAAUUCCAAAGGCGUAGUGAAUGCGUCAGCCAAUGUCACUGUGUGGACCCGGACGUUCAUCUCAGUGCCACCUGAAGAUCGCAGGGUUAUCAAAGGGACAACAGCCGUGCUGACAUGCCGAGGAGCUCACGACCCCAGAAUCACAAUCCAGUUUGUGUGGAAGAGGGAUGGAAAAACUAUUAACACCAAGGUUGAAUCCAAAAUUACCAUAGACCAAGAUGGUUCCCUUCACAUCAGUCAAACCUGGUCAGGUGAUAUAGGCGACUAUACCUGUGAGGUUCUUUCAUUGGGCGGGAAUGACUCCAGAACAGCCCGCCUGGAAGUCAUUGAACUUCCUCACCCACCGAUGAGCCUACAGGCAAGUUUGAAUUCCUCCAAUAGCCGCGCAGUAGACUUAUCAUGGAUGAGGUCCUUUGACGGAAACAGCCCCGUCCUGUACUAUAUCGGGGAGUUGUCUGAAAACAACUCACCGUGGAAGGUACAGUUGUCUAACAUUGAUCCCGGAGUGACGCAUGUCACAGUGAGCGGGCUGACAUCUGCCCGCUCAUACCAGUUCAGAGUAUGUGCAGUUAACCAGCUCGGGAAAGGACAGUACAGCGUGGAGACCAACAGGCUGCUGUUACCAGAAGAGCCGCCAAGUGCACCUCCUCAGAAUAUUGUGGCCAGUGGUCGAACAAACCAGUCCAUAAUGGUACAAUGGCAACCUCCCCCAGAGCAGGAGAUCAAUGGGCUCCUGAAAGGAUAUAUACUCAGGUAUCGACUUGCUGGUCUUCCAGGUGGCUACCAGUUCAAGAACAUCACCAUCCCUGAGGUGACUUACUGCCUGCUGAAAGAUCUCAUCAUUUGGACCCAGUACGAAAUCCAAGUUGCAGCAUACAAUGGUGCUGGGCUUGGGGCAUACAGCAGAGCAGCGACUGAAUACACACUGCAGGGAGUGCCAACAGCACCCCCACAGAACGUUCAGGCGGUCGCUGUCAGUUCCACUGCGAUUACGUUCACAUGGAACCCACCCCCUCAGCAGUUCAUAAACGGCAUUAACCAGGGCUACAAGCUGCUGGCCUGGGCUGCGGACUCGCCAGAGGCAGUAAUGAUGGUGACCAUUGCCCCUGAUUUUCAUGGAACGCUCCACGAGGGGCUCAUCACAGGCCUCAACAAGUUCACAAAAUACUACACAUCUGUACUGUGCUUUACCACACCAGGAGAUGGGCCCAAAAGUUCACUCAAGCUCAUCCAGACACACGAAGAUAAACCGGGAGCUGUCGGGCACCUGAGCUUCAGUGAAAUCCUCGACACCUCAUUAAAAGUCAGCUGGCAAGAACCACAGGAAACAAAUGGGAUCCUCACAGGUUACCAGAUUUCUUGGACAGUGUACAACCAAAAUCACAGCCGACUGACCCGAAUGUUACCUAAUACAACGCAUGAAUUCAAGAUAACAGGCCUGGCCUCCCUAACCACUUACAUCAUCGAGGUGGCAGCCUUGACCUCAGUUGGUAGUGGGGUUGUGACAUCUUCCAGUAUCUCCUCAGGGGUUCCACCAGAACUUCCAGGUGCUCCGUCUAACCUUGUGAUUUCAAACAUCAGCCCUCGUUCUGCCAUGCUGCAGUUCCGGCCGGGCUAUGAUGGGAAAACCUCGAUCUCUAAAUGGAUAGUGGAAGGACAGGUUGGAGUAAUAGGAGAUGAUGAAGAGUGGGGUUUACUGUAUGAAGCAGAGAAUGAACCAGAUGCCCAGGUCUUGGAGAUCCCGAAGUUGAUCCCCUAUACUUACUACAGGUUUCGAAUCAAACAAAUGAACAUAGUGGGCUCCAGUCCUGUAAGUUGGCCUUCCCGCGUAAUCCAAACGCUACAGGCUCCACCAGACGUAGCGCCGGCUAGUGUCACAGUACGGACAGCAAGUGAGACCAGCCUAUGGGUUCGCUGGGUGCCUCUUCCAGAGUCUGAGUAUAAUGGCAACCCUGAAUCAGUUGGGUAUAGAAUUAAAUACUGGAGAGUGGAUGGACAGACUGCACCUGUACUUCAGAUUGUUAAUGAUCGCCUGGAGCGGGAGAUUACUAUCGAGGAUCUAGAGGAAUGGACUGAAUAUUUAUUCCAGAUCCAAGCUUUUAAUGCCAUUGGUUCAGGACCGUGGAGUGAGCAAGUCAAAGGGCAUACAAGGGAGUCAGUUCCAUCAGCAGCACCAGGAAAUGUUUCAGCAGAUGCUGUCAGUUCCACUAAGAUGCUGGUCAUGUGGGGGGCAGUUCCAGAAUCUGAUCAGAACGGACUUAUCCUCGGUUACAAGAUUCUGUACCAAGAGAAGGAUUCAGAUUCAAGCUCUCAUACACAUCUAGUGAAAGGAAACUUCACACAGUCUGUUAUCCUGAAAGGUCUGAGGAAAUAUGUCCAGUAUGAGAUUCGAGUUCUGGCCUUUACCAGGAUUGGAGAUGGAGUAGCCAGCUCACCACCUCUAAUUGAGAGAACAAAAGAUGAUGUUCCAGGUAUCCCCAUCCGGCUGGUGUUCCCUGAAGUCCAGCUAACCUCACUGCGAGUCGUCUGGCAACCACCUGAAAACCCCAACGGCAUCAUCCUAGGCUAUCAGAUAGCUUAUCGACUGGCAUCUGCUGAUCCAAACACAUUCACCACCACAGAAGUCAGUUCCAACGUCCGACAGUAUUCUGCAACAGACCUGCUUCCUGAAUCUCCGUACAUUUUCCGUGUAUUUGCUAAGACUCGACAGGGCUGGGGGGAAUCAGUAGAGGCUGUCGUGAUCACCACAGAGAGUAGAGACAGGCCACAGCCCCCCACCAACAUUUCAGUCUCUCAGUCCGAAGUCCGUGCUCGCAGUUUACUGUUGCAAUGGAAGCCAGGCAGUGAUGGCUCCUCACCUGUCCGUUAUUUCACGGUGCAGACAAAGGAACUACCCAGCACCGAAUGGCAAACACACACAUCUUCAAUUAGCCAUGAAACUGCAUCUUGCAUGAUUGAACGUUUAAAGCCUUACACCUCCUACCAGCUGCGAAUGAUGGCGACUAAUGAUAUUGGAGACAGCGCUUUUAGCACAGAGACUGAGCCCGUCACCACUCUGCAAGAUGUUCCCAGUGAGCCACCUCUUAUUGUCUCUGUGACUCCACGCACCACUACCUCUGUCCUUAUUCAGUGGCAGCCACCAAAGGAAGAAAGUUUGAAUGGCAUGCUGGUGGGUUUCCGCAUUUACUAUCGAGAGCUUGUGUAUGAGAACAUGCCAGGAUUCAGCGACCCUGCUGCCCUGCAGACAGACCUAGCCCCUGAAAGUAGCUUCAAGAUAGUGAGCAGCUCCACAGUAACCAAAUUCGAACUAACACAACUGAAGAAAUACAGAAGAUAUGAAAUCCUAAUGACGGCAUAUAAUGUAAUAGGUGAGAGCCCUUCCAGCACUCCUCAAGAAGUCUAUGUGGGAGAAGCAGUUCCUACAAGACCCCCUCAGAAGGUAGUGGUGAAUCCUCUCACUGCAACCAAGUUGGAAGUUACCUGGGACCCUCCACCAGCAGAGACACAGAAUGGCAACAUUCAGGGUUACAAGUUAUAUUACUGGGAGCUUCAGAAUCAGAACCAAACGCAGAAGCUGAAGAUCCUCUUCCUUCCAGAGACUACCAUUCGACUGAAAAACUUGAUAAGCUAUACUGCGUACAUGGUCAGUGUGUCAGCAUUCAACGCUGCUGGGGAUGGACCCAGGAGUGACCCUGUUGAAGGCAGGACACACCAGGCCGCUCCAAGUGCUCCAAGUUACCUUCAAUUCACAGAGGUCACCACUACCACAUUGAAUGUGACCUGGGGAGAGCCAGCCAUGCCCAAUGGAAUACUAGAGGGAUACCGCUUGGUGUAUGAGCCACUUGAACCAGUACAAGGUGUGAGUAAAGUGGUGACUGUGGAUAUUAGAGGCAACAAUCAGCGUUGGUUGAAGGUUCGGGAUCUUAUUAAGGGAGUUACCUACUGCUUCCAUGUCCAUGCCAAAACCUACACCUUUGGCCCUGAGACACAAGCCAAUAUUACAGCUGGACCAGAAGAUGGUUCUCCCGGUCCCCCUCUGGAGCCUGCUAUUACUGAAACAGCGUCGGCCCUGACUGUUCGAUGGGCACAGGGUGACCCUGGAGUUGGACCAAUAACAGGCUAUGUCAUCGAGGCCCGACCUUCAGAUGAAGGACUGUGGGAUACAUUUGUGAAGGAUAUUCCCGGUGCUGCAACUUCACACGUAGUCAGCCGAGACCAACUGAAGCAAGGAGUGAGUUAUGAAUUUCGGAUUAUUGCAGCCAACAAGUUUGGGUAUGGGGAGCCAAGCACACCCUCCAUUGUGAGAUCAGCAGCUCAGAUGGCCAAUCCUCCAUUUUACGAAGAGUGGUGGUUCCUGGUGGUGAUUGCUCUCUGCAGCCUGAUUCUCAUUCUGCUAAUGGUGUUUGGACUGGUCCUACACGGGCAGAGCAAGAAGUACAAGAACAACAACGCAGGUAAAAAUACUUCAAGUGUGGAAGAGACACUAACCUUGGAUAAUGGAGGAUUCACAGCACUAGAGCUGAAUAGUAGACACCUGACUGUCAAGAGUUCUUUCUGUAAGAAAAAUGGCACCAGGUUUCCACCACGACCAAGUCCAGGAGGACUGCACUAUUCUGAUGAGGAUCUGUGUAAUAACUACAAUGGAGCUGUACUAACAGAGAGCACAACUCUGACAGAGAAACCCACGGAAAUGUCAGAGUCAGAGGCGACCGACAGUGAUUAUGAUGGUGAAUUGCCAAAAAGUACACACUCAUUUGUGAACCAUUAUAUGAGUGAUCCCACCUACUACAAUUCAUGGAAAAGACAGCCAAAGGGGCUUUCCAGAGCGUCAGCCUACACUUACGAGGAGUGCACAGAUGUCGAACAGGAGCCCUUCUAUCCUACUGUGAUCACAACACAGAGUACAGGAGGUGCCUACACACCCACGGGGCAGCCUGCCUCGGGAUCACGGACUCCUGUGACAGGGUUUUCUUCUUUCGUUUGAUAUUCAAAGAUGCACAGCAUUGAGACAAUUCCUCAAAUGUUCCUUGACUCAAUGGACCAAUAUGCCAAAUAAAGUGACUCACAAUUCCAGAUGUGGAAAAAAAGUGGGCUAA
This is a messenger RNA of Callorhinchus milii (elephant shark), 7592 nucleotides long. RefSeq names its product sidekick cell adhesion molecule 1a (gene sdk1a). Gene Ontology annotation, molecular function: protein binding. Gene Ontology annotation, biological process: cell-cell adhesion. Lineage: Eukaryota; Metazoa; Chordata; Chondrichthyes; Chimaeriformes; Callorhinchidae. The coding region runs from base 509 to 7480 and encodes 2323 amino acids. The transcript has 47 exons. The record is from RefSeq and is a predicted model, not a curated record.